Colletotrichum orchidophilum is the source of this 2136-nucleotide messenger RNA. Its product is annotated as epoxide hydrolase. The record is from RefSeq and is a predicted model, not a curated record. Lineage: Eukaryota; Fungi; Ascomycota; Sordariomycetes; Glomerellales; Glomerellaceae. Gene Ontology annotation, molecular function: epoxide hydrolase activity; oxidoreductase activity. The transcript has 6 exons. The coding region runs from base 1 to 2136 and encodes 711 amino acids. Gene Ontology annotation, biological process: epoxide metabolic process.
AUGCCUUCCGACCACCUCGACGACGUGCGGCCCAUGUUUGAGCUCCGCGGCCGUAAUUACAUCGUUACGGGCGGAGCUCAAGGCAUCGGCUUCGCAUGCACUCGCGCCAUUUGCGAAAUGGGUGGAAAUGUAGCCGUCUUUGAUAUUCAGGACAAGCCGGUCGAUGAGUUUACCACGCUCACUGAAAAGUUCGGGACGAAGACCCUUUACAUCAAGACGGACGUCACAUCUCAAGAGAGCAUCCAAGCCGCGUUCGAGACGGUGAUCGCCGAGUUCGGCUCCAUCAACGGCUGUGUUCCCGCGGCGGGUAUCGCCAUUGACAAACCGUUUCUCGACCAAACAUGGGCCGAGUUCAACCGCAUCCAGGAGAUCAAUGCAAGUUUGCUCCCACUCUACACGCCUCACAGCAUUAGAUUCUUACGAAUGCACAGCAUGGUCCUGCUGGCGUCUCAGUCCGCGCACAUUGCUCUUCCCGGAUAUCGCAUGGCGGCGUACAACGCCUCCAAGGGGGCCGUUUUCAUGCUCUCCAAGGCUCUGGCGGUUGAGCUCGCACCACACAACAUCCGCGUGAAUACCAUUUCGCCAGGUUUUGUAGACUCCGAAAUGACACGAAAUGUCCGGGCAUCAAAGAGUCAGCGCGAGGGAGAGCAGAUGUGGCUCGCGCCGCCUAAUCAGAGACUCAGCACCCAGAACGACCUCACUGGUGCCGUUGUUUACCUGCUCAGUGAUGCUGCGCGCCACACGACGGCGGCUGAUAUACCCAUCACUGGCGGACUCCAUGCGGGAACCAUGGAUGUUCAUCCGAUCGUCUUGGGAGGGGUUCUACCUCGAGGACAACAUCUCUCACAUUCCUCACUAACCACUGAACAGGUCAUACUUGCACCAAACCCCGCCAUGAGUGAUAUCAUAGAAUUCCGAGUCGACAUUCCACGAGAAGACGUUGAUCGCUUGCAACGUAAGCUCCAGGAUACGAGGCUACCAGGGCGUUCCAUUGUUCCUGAUGCUGGAUCAAACUAUGGUCCUGAGUAUCAAUGGGCGAGGGAUCUCUACAAUGCAUGGGUAAACGACUUUGACUGGGACGAGGCCCAGAGAGAAAUGAAUCAGGUGCCACAUCACUUAGCCACGAUUGAGGAUCUCACGAUUCACUUCGUCCAUGCUCGCUCAGAAAGUCCAAAAGCAAUUCCUCUCCUCGCUAUCCAUGGCUGGCCUGGUUCGUUCUGGGAGUUCAGUCAAGUCUGGGGUCCACUCUCUCGACCCAGCAAUCCUGAUGACCCAGCAUUCCACGUCGUGGCACCAAGCAUGCCGGGUUUCUGUUGGUCAUCUUGGCCACCACAGUCUGGUUGGACCCUUCAAGACAAUGCACGCAUUUUCGACAAGCUGAUGAAAAUGCUCGGCUACAACGAGUACAUGGUCCAGUGUGGCGAUUGGGGCCAUUUUGUAGGCCGUGAACUUGGCGCUAAUUACACCGACUCCUGCAAGCUUCUGCAUUGCAACUUUGCUCCCAGUCCGAUGCCAGAAGAUGUCGAACUUACAGAGCGAGAGAACAAGGUUUCCAGACGGAGUGAAGACUGGCUACAGAAUCACAUCGGAUAUGCCGUAACGAUGAGAACCAGGCCUCAUGCAAUCGGCAUCGCACUACACGAUAACCCCAUGGGAAUCCUCAUGUGGGUUGGUGAAAAGUACAAUGAGGCUGCCAACCCGGAGAACCAGACCAAGCCGUUCUGGACCAAAGCCAUUCUGGCCACAGCGUCUUUAUACUUUUUUACCGGAUGCAUCAUGCCCUCGAUGCUACCAUACCACGAGAAUCUGACUCAUGACAAGUUCCCAGAGUUCGCCAUGAAUGAAGAGAACCGGAUUAAAAUCCCGUUCGGGUACACCUCCUGUCUCUGGGACACGGAGCCAGCGUCCAAAAGAGCAGUGGAGCGAACAGGAAACCUGGUCUUCUACAGAGAACGCGAUGACGCAGGUCAUUUUGCUGCUCUAGAGCAUCCGGACGGCUUGAUGCAGGAUGUACGAGAUUUGGCCAAACAGGCCUGGGAAGAACAGCCAGAAGCCGAAAGUUCCAGGAACACUGGGGGUCUGAAACUGUCGUUCAAUCCAAUAGACUCGCGCGUUCGACAUGAGUAUCGUUCUUGA